Molecule: messenger RNA, 1605 nt
Organism: Mesorhabditis belari
Lineage: Eukaryota; Metazoa; Nematoda; Chromadorea; Rhabditida; Rhabditidae
Source: the annotation of a GenBank genome assembly
AUGGGUCUCCGAAUCUUGCCCCAUGUCAACAUGCACACAAUCAUCGCCAGCAAUCUCUUCAUGUUCAACAACGACACAGCGUUGCUUAUCAAAAACUCGGCUCACCCGCAACUCUCAAAUCUAUAUGCAAAUAUGGCAAACAUCUCGAAGAACGCUUUCAAAUUCAAUCAAGGACAAUAUAUUGUGAAUAUCGGGUUGAAUGAAGAUGCGCCAAAUCAACGAAUGAUGUUCAAUCAACAGAAUGAGAUUCGUGAGAAUCGGGUUUUCAAUCCGUUUCCCCAUCUACCGCCUCGGUCUACUCCGUAUGCGGCGGUGGUCGUGUCGAGCAGUAACGUUGUCUUGCAUCGAAAUUGCUUCAAAAAACCCGGCAGCCGAGUUUGGAACAACUGGGGAACCCCGUCGGCACCACAAUUUCUUCGGAAAAUCUUUGAUCGGUUCUACCGUUACUCCUUGGCCUCAAUCGAAAUCGAUCCCUACUCAAGUGUUUGCAAUCAACGAUCUCCACAUAUGACUCGAUUGCAAGAGCAUAUACGUCACUUUCAAACAAGCGCUAAACCAUUCAAAAUCGGGGGCACCGUCUACGAAAAUCAUGAUUUGCCACUGGGAAGAUACACUGUCACAGAUGAUCUUCAUAUUACACCAGGCGUCGGUGUCUUAGUUGAGGGUGCCAUGUCGUCGCGAGGGAUUACAACUCGGCUACUUUUGGCUCAAAUCGGCGAGUCGUUUUUCACGGCAGCACCCUUCGAGUUGCAGCUGCCUGACAAAGUGAGAUUGAUUGAUGGAGAUGGUGAUCAGACGCCGGAGGGACGAUUAGAGGUUUUCGUGGACGGUGAAUGGGGCACGGUUUGCAAUCGUUCGUGGACAGCUCAUCACGCGCUCACCAAUUGGCGAAUCUUCCCGUCGGCUGGCGAUCUGCCAAUGCUGAUGGACAAUAUUCGAUGCGAGGAGAAUGAGGUCGAUAUCACUCGUUGUCGUUUCGACGGUCAGCGACAUAAUGUUGGAGCCGGGUGUCGAAAGAGUGAGCCGGUCUCUUUGACUUCCACGCACCACAAUUCGCGGCCGCUUUUGCAAGUCAGUUGGAAUUAUCACACGUUCAACAAUUUGGAGAUCAGCAAUAAUUUCUGGAAUGGUAUCGACGUCGUUUACAAUGAUUUGAUGAAAAAGCCGACGAUUCGAAACGCGUGGUUGGACCCGAACGAGCAACCGGAUCAAGAGGCGAACAACAUCUUUGCUAUUCCUUCAUCGCAAAUUGAUCGUUUGGAAGUGAUGGCGUCGAGUCAAGAGCAGCGGAAAUUCCUGUUCCCGUACCAACAGUAUGAUUGUCCGUUAGUGACUUAUGAGGUGCGUACUCGAGAUUAUGUUGUCUGCGUCUGGUUUUUUGAGUACGGCUUGAGCGCUCGUUUACCUAAUUCGAUCGUGAAUCCAGCAAGCAACGCAGUGACGAAGCCCGCUGAUCACUGGUCCGAUCACGAACAAAGUCCGAAAGAACCAAAUCGAGUUCCCCAAUCACUUCGCGCGGGGAAUCAAAUGCGUUUACGGUAUACGCGGAGUCACGGAAUGCCGAAUAAAUGGUGCUUCUCAUAUAUCUUUCCCUCGAUUGUGAGU